This is a messenger RNA of Pseudopodoces humilis (Tibetan ground-tit), 663 nucleotides long. Lineage: Eukaryota; Metazoa; Chordata; Aves; Passeriformes; Paridae. The record is from RefSeq and is a predicted model, not a curated record.
AUGUCCUGGCAGGAGCUGUGUGGGGCAGAGCAGGCCUUUUGCAGCCAGCCGUGCCAAUGUCCUCCAGGGGAGCUUGGCCAGCUUGGCCAAGGUCUCUCUGUCCCGGUCCGAGGCGACAAGCUGGUGAGGCAGAGGCUGUCAGCACAACAUCUUCCCCCAGAUAACCAGGAGCACUGUGCUACCAACCCACUGCAGAGACCUUGGGGGAAAUCCCUUCUUUGGGCCUUGGGGAACCAGCUGGCUUCACGGCACAGGGUGAUGGUGGAUGUUGUAGAGCUGUGGGAUGCCACCCCAAAAACCAUCCUGGGCAAGCAGCUGUCUAUGUCCUGCUUUGAGACACACCAGUAUCAGCCUUCAAAUCACCGGGACAGCCCUUGGGAAUCAGGCUGGACUUACACCUUGACUCCAUUUCCCACUCGUUUCACAGGAAUUCUUCCCCAGGCAAACUUCUUCAAAGUUGCCAGCUUCCAUGUAGCUGUCAGCAACCUGAGUGAGACUCUAAAUGUGACAGACCUAAGGCAGUUUGCCACAGAUUUUAUGAAACUUGUGAAAGCUGAGGACACCAAGUUUUGUAUUGACAUUCUGGAAAACAUUCAGGUUUUUUCAGAGGAUAUAUGGGGCGAAAAUCUGUCGAGGAAUUCCCUGUUACUCACACCUUUAUGA